Mytilinidion resinicola is the source of this 462-nucleotide messenger RNA. Its product is annotated as NADH:ubiquinone oxidoreductase kd subunit. Gene Ontology annotation, cellular component: mitochondrion. NCBI's taxonomy places the organism in Eukaryota, Fungi, Ascomycota, Dothideomycetes, Mytilinidiales, Mytilinidiaceae. The transcript is spliced from 3 exons. Bases 1 to 462 code for a protein of 153 amino acids. The record is from RefSeq and is a predicted model, not a curated record.
AUGCUCUCCCGCCGCAUCGCCGCGGCACGUCCGCUGACCCGGGUGAUCCCCACCACCCGCCCAUCCCUCACUCAGAUCCGCAACAUCACCCAGGCCGACAUCGACGACCCCAAUAUGAACGGCGGCUACGAACAGCCUCCGCCCAUCAAGCGCCAACUCCGCGAUCCCUACGGCGACUGGUGGGACAAGCAGGAGCGCCGCAACUACAACGAGCCAGUGCACGAGGACAACGACAUUCUGGGCGUCUUCUCGCCGGAAGAAUACCGCCACUUUGGAGCAGGUUGGGGCGGUGUGCUGAUGGGGACAUUUGUGCUGAGUGUGGUGGGCUUGGGCUUGACGGUGAAGCUGUUCUAUCCCGAUAAGAAGGCGGUGCCGCGGACGUUCCCGGAUGGACUAGAGGUUGAGCUAGGAGGGCCCAGUGUGCUGCUUGCCAAGAAACCAGGCGAAGAUACUUACCCAUAG